Varanus komodoensis (Komodo dragon) is the source of this 2556-nucleotide messenger RNA. It is a transcript of the gene EMB, whose product is annotated as embigin. Lineage: Eukaryota; Metazoa; Chordata; Lepidosauria; Squamata; Varanidae. The transcript is spliced from 10 exons. The record is from RefSeq and is a predicted model, not a curated record. Bases 11 to 1069 code for a protein of 352 amino acids.
CAGCCGCAACAUGAGCCUCUCCGCGGCGCGCUCCGUCCCGCUCGCUCUGCUCCUGGCCGCCUGGCAUGUCUCGCAUGUCGCGAGCAGCACCGCAGCUACUUCUGUGGCAACACAAAAUGUCAGCCAAGGGAUUCCAGACCAUUCGUCCAGCACUGCAGGAUUACAUACAGAAAAUAUUACCCCAGAUGCAACCACCAGUAUGCAAAGCUUUGUCCCAACUACGGAGACAACUAACCUCCCAUUCAUGACAGAUAACAUCACCAUAACUGGCUCUCCUCAAAGCUCCACGAGAAAAAAUAUCACAUUAGUAAGCCCAACUGAACUUGAACUGCUGUGUAGUUUGCCUCUUAGGUCUUCCAUGGAAAUGGAAAAAAUUGAGGUUGUUUGGAAAAUGGGUAACACAACCAUCAAAGAGGACACCAUCAACAGGAAUGAAACCAAGACUAAAUGGUGCACUCGAUAUACAGUAUACGUCAAGAAUAAAGACCAAAUGGGAGAUUACACUUGCAUUUUUAAAACUAAGCAGGAAGUAAAUGCUACAUUCCAUUUACAAGUACCUGAAAUACACAUAAAAUCUGAGAACAUAAUUACUUACGUAGGUUAUUCUGUGAUCAUGACAUGUUUCGUUGGCAAUGACACAGUGCAUUACAACUCCUCUUUUUGGACUUGGUAUAAAAUUAAUGGAAGUGAAAAGGUUGCUAUUAAUAGCAGUAUAAUGCCAAAGAAGUAUGAUAUUACCCCAAAACAUGGCAGCAUAUCCAAACUGAAGAUCUCAGAACUUUCUGAAGAUGACAGUGGCUUUUACUACUGCGAAGCCAGAUAUCCACCUGGUGAAAGCAAUGGGAAGGUGUCCCUCAAAGUUCUCACCUACAUGGCACCACUCAAACCAUUCCUUGCAAUAGCUGCUGAAGUUAUUAUUUUAGUUGCCUUUAUUUUCAUCUAUGAAGUAUGCUCCAAGAGGAAAGAUGUUCAUGCCGAACCUGAAAAAGAAUUUGACCAGACAGAAACACUGAAAUCAGAAGACAGCAAUGGUGUGGAAAACAGUACUACCCGGCACAGAAAAGUGUAAAUGUUUUGCAGAAAGGUGGUAAGGCAAAGGAGACAGAUGGCUAUCUGUCAUACCAGAGAACUUCAAGAAGAUUUAAACGGUGGAACCAUAGCUAUUCUGCUUCUGACUGUGGCCUUUUCAGAUGCAUUAAGCAAAAAAUAAUACUGCUUAACAUGCCUUUUUUUAAGUAAGAAAUUUAUUAAGUGAUGCGGAUGUCUUUCCCAUUGUCAUUCUGGGCUGAACCUGCACUGCUGUAUGCUUUCCAUUGUUUAUACUCUGUUAUACCUGUCUGAGUGUUUUGGGUCUAAUUAGCAAUAAUGUUGAACCAGCCAUUAUCCUGAAUGUAUAUGUGUGAUAUCAGUUUUGCCAGGCACUAGUUCAGGCUUCCACUGGUUCUACUGUGUCAGCCAUGAUUGAGGAGCAAAAAUAAGACUGACACUUGCAUUGACAAUUUUAGUUUCAUAUUGUAUUCUAGUUCUUCAGUUUCUUAAGUCUAGAACCAAUUAAUGAAAGAAAGGCCUGAUGACACACACUUCUACUGCUGAAGACAUUUUGUGUAGAUCAGGGUCUUCCUUAGAACUUUGAGAGUCCCCUCCUUUCGUUUUGUAAAGAAACAAGUUGCCAGCCCUCAAGUUUAGAGAAAAUAUUUGAAUGUUAGAAUAGUAAAUGCAAGGCUCAGUGACUGAAAACAUACAACAGGCCACAACUUUGGAAUUUUAAAUGAUGAUGUUUAAGCCAAAGGAAUAAUUUGUAAACAUAUUAAUGUAGAAGAAUUGUAGAACAGUAAGGCCAUCAGGUCCAAACCCCUUCUGUUUCAGGUCACCAGAUGAAGGUUCUUGGUUGGUCUGUCCAACUGUCCAACUUUUCUGCUGCGAGUGGGUCACAGAUUGUACAGACAAACAAUGAGCCCUGCUAAUUACAGGCUUCUCUGCACGAGGCAUUCAUGUGGGUUUGAUCCAUCUCUCAGGGAGGUUUGCAGGGCCUUUUCACAAUGUUGCCUCUCUUGUGCUUUUCAGCCAUUUUUGCAACAUUUUUUUUAGUGCAAGGAAAGCCUGGUGUUUUCCUAGAUGGUGCCAUUAUUCACUUCGGAAGCCUAGUAUUUCUACAAAUCUUUUGUAUAUCACAAUGCCACUCUGGGUUGUGUCAUCAAACAUAUAGAAACAUGGGGAAAGGUGGGAGGAAUCCCGCUGGAAAAACUGUGAAGGGCACUCUAACCCUUCUGCGAAGAAAAUGAAAGAAGCGGGCUUAGUAAGGUGCCCGGUUAUAAGUUUCUUGUAGAGAAGUUCUGGCAGUUUGUUUGUAGCCUUACCAAAGAGAUGGAAAAAAACCAACAUUCUCUAUUAAAAUCAGUGGUGUCACAUUUCCAAGGUAUUUUGAACACAGUUUAAGCAUUUUCCAUUCUUCUGAUCAUAGCUAUAGAUUCUGGCAUCCUGAAAUCAGUAUUUUCUAAUUUGUUGAGCAAAUUCCCACAAUGAAUAAAGAUCUGACAAUGCAUUAUUAAGCGGCAA